GCUCCUCACGACAGAAUGCAACACAAUAAGCCUUUUGUCUUGCGUUCGAGUGAUGCUUGCCCGAUUUCACGCCAGAGGAAAAAGAGGAAGCGUGUGGUCCGCGUGAGCGCACGAAGCGUGUCCGCCGCAGCAUUCCAGGACGGCAUCACGUAUCGAGGGGGGCUUCCAGCAGCUGUAACCGGCGCCCAGUCUCUUCAGAAGGUCAUCGGGAACCUGGCAAUGGGCGACGACAGUCGUAGCAACGCUAAGAAGAAGCCCGUAGUCGCCGAGCGGGUUUUGGGCACCGUCAAGUGGUUCAACGUCAAGAACGGCUACGGCUUCAUCAACCGCAACGACACUCGCGAGGACAUCUUCGUCCAUCAGACCGCCAUCACACGCAACAACCCGCAGAAGCUGCUGCGCAGCGUCGGCGAAGGUGAGACGGUCGAGUUUGACGUCGUCGUCGGAGAUAAGGGCCGCGAGGCGGCCAACGUCACCGGGCCCGACGGCGAGCCCGUGCAGGGGAGCCCAUACGCGGCCGACAAGCGCCGCUUCCGACCGCGCUGGUUCCCUCGGCGUGCCCAGCGAAGGCGCGGGCCGGCUGCGCGGGGCGGCCGCGACGACGAGCUGCGCGAAGAAGCCUGCAACCUCGACUCGCCGCGACCGCUGCAGCAGCAGCAGAUCCAGCAGGACCCGGGACAUCAAAGGUGGCUGGCCAAUGGCGUCGGAAGGCCUUACCCAUGGCGAUACAACAACCGCCGCUUUCGAGGGGUACCGCGAGGCCCUCCACAGGCACCACCGCCACCCCAGCGCUUCCUCGCCGAUCAGCCGAGGUCGGCGUACAUAGAGGAAGACGAAGUGUUCGACGAGCCUCCGGCCCGGCGCCCUCCGCGGAGGUUCUACGGCCGUUACUUCCGUAGGCGACGCGGCCGUUCUCGGAGCAACACAGAAGCGUCAGGGCAGGACGGCUACGGUAGAGGUGGCGGCGGAGGAGGAGGAAGUGGUGGUGAAAGUGGCGGUCGGAGUCAAGACGACUCGCGAGACAGGGUGAGCACCGGAUCGUGGCGACGUCGCCCUCCGAUGUACCGGCCGCCAAAGAACCGGCGCCGAUCGACGUCACCGUCCAAGAAAGCCGCGGCCCGUCGAAGGCGCAACAACGAGGUCAGCAGCAGCGGAGACUUGGCGGAGAGCGUGCAAAGCGCGCAGGGAGAAGAGUCCAUCGGGCCUGACGAAGCCGAAGACUCGGCACUAAUGGCUCCACCCCCACUGUCACCGCCGCCUCCGCCACCGCCGCCGCCACCACCACCACCACCACCACCACCACCACCACUGUCACCACCGCCUCCGCCACCACCGCCGCCGCCGCCGCCGCCGCCAUCCCCACCACCACUACCGCCUCGACCGCGUGAAGAUUCUCCUACGAAUGAACCGGAGCCACAGCCGGAGACAGAGCCCGAAGCCCAACCGAAGACACAGACAGAGGAACCGGAAGACCCGAAAGCAGCUGGCGAUCAAGAGUUCAACACCACGAAGACGGCAACAGAUGUCGAGGAAAAGAAAGAGGAGGAGCCGGUUGCUGACCUGCCAAACGACCCAAUAGCUGCUGAAGAAUGAACAUCGCUGCCACCUCGAAGCCAGGGUGACACAAACGAAGAACGAAAAAAAAGAGAGAGAAAUGAGGAAGGUGCACAUCCAGAGACUGGCAUUUUUUUUCUUUUGUCUUUUGUUGAACGGGGACGUUUUUCUUUACCACUGUAUUGAACAUAGGCAGGACCAUUGUUUAUGCUUUCUCUUUUUCACCAUUUCAGACGUUGCACUGAAAUUAGGCAGGAAGUGGCCACCAUGCAUCUCUGAAAAUUGUUAACAACCGAAAGCAAUGCAAAAAGGGCGCGAGCCCAGGUGAGGGUACAUAAGACAGCACCAAGAGGAGGGGACAUUGCGAUGUCCUGAAGGAAGAAGGUGCGCCAGUCACAGAGCAAGACGCCAUCGUCACUUGUUUGUUUUUGUGUGCAAUAAAGAGUUGUGUAACGCG
This is a messenger RNA of Dermacentor albipictus, 2011 nucleotides long. RefSeq names its product Y-box-binding protein 1-like. The record is from RefSeq and is a predicted model, not a curated record. NCBI's taxonomy places the organism in Eukaryota, Metazoa, Arthropoda, Arachnida, Ixodida, Ixodidae. Gene Ontology annotation, molecular function: nucleic acid binding. Gene Ontology annotation, biological process: regulation of gene expression. Gene Ontology annotation, cellular component: nucleus.